This is a messenger RNA of Gongylonema pulchrum, 1293 nucleotides long. The record is from the annotation of a GenBank genome assembly. Lineage: Eukaryota; Metazoa; Nematoda; Chromadorea; Rhabditida; Gongylonematidae.
AUGAAAGUGUUACGUCUGUCGUAUAUAUCAUGUCGAUUCAGAGCCGGCCAGCGAACCGAACUGGGCCUAUCGACGAUCGGCGAUAGCCGGACGGCUCACGUCAUCUCAGCAAAUGUUGGCACAGGCUCCAGAUCUGUGCUACGGCUAAAGGAUGUAAAUGCAAAAAACAUGCGAUUUAAAUACGGCGGUGUUUUACCUGAAAAAGCAAUUUUGGGGUUGUGGAAUGCGCUGAAAUCUUGCUCACUAAUCCCGAAGAUGAUUCAGCUUGAGGCAGAUCAAAUGAAAGAAAAAUUGAGCCAGCGUCAAUUUCCUGCUUCUCCGGAAGAAGUUCAGGAAGCACGCUUGAAAAUCAGAGAAGCGCUGGAGGCGGAAAGCGGUUUGCCUGCUCAGAAUGCUGUCAACCAGAAAGUUGUUAUAAAAAACAUGCGAUUUAAAUACGGCGGUGUUUUACCUGAAAAAGCAAUUUUGGGCCUGUGGAAUGCGCUGAAAUCUUGCUCACUAAUUCCGAAGAUGAUUCAGCUUGAGGCAGAUCAAGAAAAAUUGAGCCAGCGUCAGUUUCCUGCUUCUCCGGAAGAAGUUCAGGAAGCACGCUUGAAAAUCAGAGAAGCACUGGAGGCGGAAAGCGGUUUGCCUGCUCAGAAUGCUGUCAACCAGAAAGUUGAGGAAGCAUAUGAGCGUGAAUUAAAGAAGAAAGUGGAUAAAAUGUUGCGGCACACAAGGUAUAAUUGGAAACCACUGGAUUUCAAAACCCGCGAACAGGCUGCUGCUUACACAUUAGCAAGGAUUGCACCUAAUCACGCAGAAGUUCGUUUUGUGCUGCAAGAACUUGAACGUGUCAAAUAUGUGCCGCAGACUGUUCUGGAUUAUGGCAGUGGUUCUGGAGCGGCGUUCUGGGCAGCAUUCGAGCAGUGGGGCAAAAAAGUGGCCAGUUAUCAGUUGAUUGAUCCAAAUGAAGAAAUAAGUCAAUUUUGCAUGGACAUUUUGAGGGGAGAUGGCGAAAACGAUGGGCAUGCAUUCGUACAUCCGGACAUUACUUUUCGAAGAUUUCUGGCACCUUCUUUAAGUAAUAUCUUUGAUGUAAUCAUCGUGCAUCGCGUUCUUGCGGAAGUAGCAUCCAAAGAAUCUCGAAUCGACCUUAUUACUAAUCUGUGGAGGCGGACUAACAGGUUGAAGCAGUUUUAUUGGAAAAUUUUGUGCAUACGUUGUUUUUUGAUUUAUUUUCGACUCAAACUGUUGCGCUUGUGUGGAAAUCAGUCCUUUCAAAAUUCAUUAAUUUAUUUCAAAAUUAGUUAG